Molecule: messenger RNA, 477 nt
Organism: Striga hermonthica
Lineage: Eukaryota; Viridiplantae; Streptophyta; Magnoliopsida; Lamiales; Orobanchaceae
Source: the annotation of a GenBank genome assembly
AUGAAAUCUUAUUCUUCCUUAAUCCAGAACCUAUACAACCUUGGAGCAAGAAGAAUCGGGGUCACGACUCUGCCACCAACCGGAUGCUUGCCGGCUGCCAUUACCUUAUUCGGCUUCGGAAGCAAUCAGUGUGUUGAUAGGCUCAACCGAGAUGCCGUUUCUUUUAACGAAAAAAUGAAUGCGACAUCUCGGAAUUUGAGGGCCAAUCAUCCGGGAUUGAAACUUGUGGUUUUUGAUAUCUACCAGCCUCUCUUGGAUUUGGUCUCAAAACCAAGUGAUAGUGGAUUUUUUGAGUCGAGGAAGAGUUGCUGUGGGACGGGCGUAAUCGAGACGUCGUUUUUGUGCAAUUCGUUAUCUGUAGGAACGUGUUCGAACGCGACAGAGUACGUUUUCUGGGACGGAUUUCACCCCUCGGAAUCAGCUAAUGAGAAGUUGGCACAGAGUCUGCUUGAGCAAGGGUUUGAUCUCAUAUCUUAA